Molecule: messenger RNA, 1838 nt
Organism: Penaeus vannamei (Pacific white shrimp)
Lineage: Eukaryota; Metazoa; Arthropoda; Malacostraca; Decapoda; Penaeidae
Source: RefSeq, a predicted model, not a curated record
AGGUUGGUGCUCAGUCUGACAGCAAGCAACCUCGUGCUGGCCGUCGUGGUGCUGCCGGGUCUCGUGGCCUCCGUGGUGAUGGGGCCCUCGGAACACCCCCUCCUGAAGGUGCUCCCGUCGCCCCUCUCCCACAGCAGGAACGGGACCGUCUCCCUCACGCCCUCCCCUUCGCCGGCGCCUACGGGACUCGGCUUCCUGGGGCGCGAGGGCGUCGGGUGGGACGGCGACGUCGUCCGGAGCUUCGGCAGGAGCUGGGACGCCAAAGGGGGUCCUGCGGGCGUGGUCUUCGGGGAGGUCGUCGAAGGAGGGCGUGGAGGGGACGCGAGGGCGGAGGAGGAGGAGGAGGAGGAGGAGGAGGAGGCGAUGGAGAUGGAGGUGAGGCAAGUGGAGGAGGACGAUGAAAGAGGGAAGGAAGAGGACGGAGAAGGAGAGGAGGAAAAGGAAAUGGAGAUUAAUCAAAGAGAGACGAAGGGAGAGCAGGAAGGCGACCGUGACCAGGUCGCCUUGACCCUCGGAGUAAACAAAAUGGAGGCCAGUAAACAACAGAGCGGACACGCGCGCAAGGCCUCAGAACAAGGAAGAGAGAUAACGAGAAUAAAGGCCAGUGCAAGAAUACGAGGAAAACCUGUAAAUAUUAAAUUAUCAAUAAAUUAUGUAGGAGCUCUAGAGAGACAAAGUGAAAACACUCCAGAGCGACAACAAGUGACACAAAGUGAUACAAUAGAACAGAAAACGGAAAAAGAGAAAACGGAAGAACAGAAAACGCAAGAACAGAAAACGGGAAAUCAGAACAUGCACUCAGACAAUUUACACAUGGAGGAAAAAGACAUGGAAAUAGACAUAGAACAAGAAGUGGAGGAGGAGGAAAACGAAGCGCAGACAGUGGACGAAACGGAAUUAGACAAUAAACAAAGGAAAAUGGCCCAACAGAGACUAGAAGAGAGCGAAGAAAAGUGGGAAGGAGCAGAAGUGUUGUGUCAAAGUGCCGCCUUUCUAACCAACCUCGUGACAGCGGCUUCGGCACUCACCGUCGCUGUCAUAGCUCUUGACAGGUACCUAGCUAUAGUACGGCCGAUGGUCUACGGCAUCAUGGUAACAGGUCACCGCUGUCUGUUGAUGCUCGCUUGGUGCUGGGUGCAAGCCCUUCUCACGGCGCUUCCUCCUCUCUUUGGUUGGUCUAGGUACGAGCGCCAGGGCCCAGAGGGACGAUGUGGAGUACAAUGGGCUCGUUCCCCUUCGUAUACAGCUGUUUGGGUCACCAGCGUAUUCGUCGUACCAGUGAUCGUUAUGCUUGUGUGUUAUUACUUCAUCCUUCAGGUCGCGCGAAACAAGUGCCGGCGCAUCCACGUGGGCACGAUGAUCGGUGCCGCCGCCGCCGCCACCUCCCCCCCUGUGACCCCUGACCCCUCCUCCGUGUGCCUCGAGGUCCCCCACCUGGCGGAGGUCAAGCGCCCUUCCUCCUACGAGAACAACGGCGUGGCGGGAGGUCCCAGGGGCUUGGGUGACCUCUUGGACGCUCCUGGGCGAGGGGCAGGAGGAGGAGGAGGGGUGGGGAGAGGAGGAGGGGGAGGAGGGGUAGGAGUGGGGGUCCCCUGCAGGAGUCUGAGCGUGAGCGUUGUCACAAGAUCGCCAACGACACCAACCCUUCCUCUACGGCGCCGAAACGCAAACUGGGCGACUGUGGCAGGUCCCUCUCCUUUUGUCAGCCCCAACAGCCCGUGAAGCCGGUUCUGCGUCGAGUCCAGAGCACUCUCGCCAUGAGGCCGUCUUUUAGGAAGAAGUUCAGCCUCGGCAGAAGGAAGCCGUCGUGGAGCUGGGAAGCCUCGCCUGCUAAGGGC